Molecule: messenger RNA, 426 nt
Organism: Chondrus crispus (carragheen)
Lineage: Eukaryota; Rhodophyta; Florideophyceae; Gigartinales; Gigartinaceae
Source: the annotation of a RefSeq genome assembly
AUGACAAAUACUAUAAAUUUUAAAAUGCCCUCACCUACUUUUGGUGGUAGCACGGGAGGUUGGUUAAGAUCAGCUGAAAUUGAAGAAAAAUAUGCCAUUACAUGGACAAGUAAAUCUGAACAAAUAUUUGAAAUGCCUACUGGUGGAGCAGCCAUUAUGCGUGAAGGAGAUAAUUUACUAUAUUUAGCAAAAAAAGAGCAAUGCUUAGCUUUAAGCGCACAAUUAAGAAAGAGUUUCAAAAUCAGGGAUUUUAAAAUUUACAGAAUUUUUCCCAAUGGAGAAGUUCAAUACUUACAUCCUAAAGAUGGAGUUUUUCCAGAAAAGGUUAACCCUGGGCGUGAAGGUGUUGGAAAUAUUAGUCAUUCUAUCGGAAAAAAUGAAAAUCCAGUAAAUACAAAAUUUACUGGUCGAGGAACAUAUGAAUAA